This is a messenger RNA of Paramecium pentaurelia, 792 nucleotides long. NCBI's taxonomy places the organism in Eukaryota, Ciliophora, Oligohymenophorea, Peniculida, Parameciidae. The record is from the annotation of a GenBank genome assembly.
AUGAACAAUCUCUCACAAAUAGUAUCAACAAUUUUCUAUUUAAGUACUUUGACAUUAGCUCAAAACUUAAUUUAAAUAGGAAAUUAAUGCACUUGUGAAUAAUUGAUAUCACAAUUUGACUGUUCUUAUUUUAGCAAGUGUUAAUUUAUCGAUUAAGUUUGUUCUUAAAAAUCUUGUGAUUAGAUGAAUUUUGAGGCUUGUUAAAGUAGUGAUUGUGCUUGGAAUAAUGGAAAAUGUUCUAAGUUUACAAACUGUCAGGAUUAUUAAGUUUCCAUUGAUGAAGAUUGUUUUAACCUUAAACAUGAUUGCAUUUAUAAUCAUUUAACAAAAACCUGCUAAACAUAAGAUCUAUUACAAAAAUCAUGCUAAGAACAGGACUAAGCCAAUUGUUAUUAUGGGAUAGAAGGUAAAUGUAUAUACAAAGACAACCAAUGUUAAAUUUGGAUAAAUUGUGAAGAUGGAGAAUAUGAACAUUGUAUGUACGGAAAUCUACAUUGUAUGUGGAAUAUAUAAUAAAAUAAAUGUGUAUCCGUUCCAUCAUGUUAACAAAUAGAAGAUUAACUAUGCCUGUUUGCUUUCCCAUAUAUGAAUUCUAUGGAUGCUUACAUAUGUCAAUAUGAUAAGAAUGGAAAUUGUUAAGAUUUUGAUAUUUCCAAUUCAAGUUAAGAAUCCUGUAUAUCCCAAUCUUAUGGGUAUUAUUAAUGGAAAAAUGGAAAGUGCACUGCAUGUUAAUCAAUUAAUUUUGAUUUAAUUUCAUCAGCAAUAGUGUUAACAAUUCUAUUUUUGAGUUGA